AUGGGAGCAGUACCUUCUACGCCGCGUCUCUCCGGCGCUCGCCCUCAGGAUACGGCCGAGUAUUUAAUCGGCUCAUUUGUCGGUGAGAAGACGUUUCCUAUAAGUUCUGAUUUCUGGCAGAAACUUCUCGAACUCCCUCUCAAUCUCCAUUGGCCUACUCACCGUGUUCACGAAGCCUGCAAGCUCUUCGCACAAAAUAAUUGCUAUACUAGGCAUCUUGCGAAGAUUUUUAUUCACUUGUCAUGGUGUUUGCAAGAGUGUGUUUCAAGUUCUGGUGCACCGUCGGAAGUUUAUACGAAGGCUGUUAAUGCGGUUUACAUUUCAUCUGUUUUUUUGAAGUACUUAAUAGAAAAUGCUCAAAGCAAUAGCAUUGAGGAGUUGCAUUUAUCAUUGAAUGAAAGCGAACCAGCACCGAAUGAUUUGAAAACAGGACCGACCGAUAGGAACCCUUUUAUUGAUGCAGCUAUGGCACAGGAAAGUUCUUUGGUUAGUUUGGUUGUUCGGAGAUUGCUACUUAAUUAUAUAAUACGACCUCGUAUCCCAUUUAACAGUGCAUCUUAUCCAGUAUUUUCUGGUGGGACUCAGCCUGGAGUUUUGCAAAGAGUCAGUUCUGCAGCUGCCACUUUUGUUUUAUUGCCAUUCAAUUAUUUGGUCAGUUCAACUGGUGAUGGCUCAAGAAAUCCAUUGGCAGACUGCAGUCUUCAUGUGUUGCUUAUUCUUAAUUAUUAUCAUAAGUGUGUUGUGGGUGAGGAGGCCAUGACAGACAGAAGUGAUGACAGUGCCACUUCAGAUUCUAUUUCCAAAGGAAAAACAUACUUCUCUGACAAUCCUUACUGCAAAGCCUUGGAAAAUGCAAGGGAUAUAGAACGUGAGAUCUUCUUUUCACCAAUUUCUUUUUCAAAUUGCUUUGGCAUGUUGUAUGUUGUUGCAAUAUUGCUGAAUAGUACCAUGCUUUCAGUUGAUCGUGUAGACAUCGAGGGGAAUGCGCCCAGUGGGUCACAUGUGAGAUUGCCAUUUGCAUCUCUGUUUGAUACUCUUGGCAUGUUUUCCCUCUACAGGUGCUUGGCUGAUGAAACAGCAGUCCUAUUGCUUUACACAUUGGUGCAUGGAAACUCUGACUUCUUGGAUCUUGAUGAUCUUGUAACUGCAACUGUGACCACAAAUACGAUCAUGACCAUGAUUAUAAACCAUGUCAGUAUAUCCAUUUUGAAGAAGGCAGUUUUUAGCCCUAGGCCUAAGGUGACUGCUGCUUCUAGGGUGUACUUCUGCCAGCUUUUACCUGGUUUAAUGCCAAUUCUGGAAACACUGUACAAUGCUUCAAAGAGGACGUCGAAUCAUAUAUACAUAUUGCUGAUUAUACUUCUUAUACUUAGUCAAGAUUCUUCUUUUAAUGCAAGCAUUCACAAGAUGGUACUGCCAAGCGUUCCAUGGUAUCAAGAACACCUUCUUCACCAAACAUCCCUUGGUUCCUUAACAGUCAUAAUUCUUAUAAGAACCGUGAAGUAUAAUCUAUCUAAGCUGCGGGAUCUCUAUCUCCAUACAACUUGUCUGGCAACUUUAGCAAACAUGGCUCCUCAUUUUCAUCGUUUGAGUGCAUAUGCAUCACAGAGACUUGUUAGCCUAUUCUAUAUGCUCUCACGCAAGUAUAACAAACUUGCAGAGCGAAUAGAUGAUAAAGUGGGGAAGAGUGGCUCUUUGGGGCAAGAAAGCCUUGCUGAAGAUCUGUCGGCAGAAUUGCAUAUUUACACUGACUUCUUGAGAAUUGUCCUCGAAAUAUUAAAUGCGAUUUUGACUUAUGCCUUGCCACGCAAUCCUGAGGUUGUAUAUGCCAUAAUGCACAGGCAAGAGGUUUUUGAGCCAUUCAAGAAUCAUCCGCGCUUCAAUGAACUGAUUGAAAAUAUUUACAUGGUUUUAGAUUUUUUCAAUAGCCGGAUCGAUUCCCAAACACAUGAUGGUGAAUGGUCAGUGGAGAAAGUCCUCCAACUCAUAAUUAUGAAUUGUCGAUCAUGGCGGACUGAAGGCAUGAAGGUUAAAACAACUUUGGAAAUCAGAAAUGUUUACUCAAUUGCAUUUCUCAUACGAACAAGAGAGUCACCCAGAGGAGUUCUUUACUCCAUAUAUUUGGCGCCUAGCUAUAUCCCACUGAAACCAAAUGAUGAUGAAGUGGAUCAAAAUAAGUUUCAAAAUACGAGUCUGAAUGACCGCAGAGUUCUGCUUGACCUGUAG
Messenger RNA from Dovyalis caffra, 2226 nucleotides. NCBI's taxonomy places the organism in Eukaryota, Viridiplantae, Streptophyta, Magnoliopsida, Malpighiales, Salicaceae. The record is from the annotation of a GenBank genome assembly.